AUGUCUCUAUCAGCUGAUUAUGAACGACUCGUUGAUUUAUAUCGAAUUGUUUUUGGGGAUGGCUCAGAAAGAUAUAAUUGCUCUUCGCGAACUCAGAAUGAAUGGUAUAAAGAAGGAAUUGUUAGUGUUGAACUUGGUAUUUAUUAUAUUUCAAGCGGAAUCAUUUUUCAUAUUCUAGCUAUUUUAGUUUUAUAUUCAAUGGCAACUUCAGAAACUUUCAAAUUAUCCUGUUUCAAAAUCAUGUUUUAUAUCGGUAAAGGAAGGAUUACUGUAGAUAAAAUUUCAAUAGAAAGUUUUAGGGUUUUAUUGAGAUGCUAGAACUUUGGAGCACUUCAUUUUUCAACGGUUAUAUGUCAAUUGUUGGUGGUGUUUUUUGCACACAUCCAAAAAUUCAAAUAAUCAAUGGAAAAUUAGCACUUUGUAGGUUAACAUAAAACAUAAAGAUUCCGUAUCAAAAUGUUUGAGUUUACUGGCUAACAUCAUCUCUUGCUUGCAUGUUUUUGGCAAUUAAUCGAUUAUCCGAACUCACAAAAAUUCGAUGGCUGAAAAUGAUAUAUGAUAAAGAAUGGAAAACGAGGGCUCUUAUAGUUUUCAUAAAUUUGUAUGGUUUCUAUUUUGCAAUUUUCUACGAUACUCCAGUUUACAAUUCAAAACAUGCCACAGUUUUAGUUACUCCGCUGAAUGAUUAUGAUGUUAGUAAAACUAUUGGUAGGAUAAUCCUAGAGGAUUUUCCACGUGGAUUUUUGCACAGUUUUUUUUUUGAAAAAAGUUUCGGCCGUGUUUUUAGCAAUCAAAAUUCAAUCAUCUUCCAAUUCAUCACAAUCCAAUGGUUUGUUUGUUCAUGUUCCUUUUAUAUGUUUCAAUUUGUUGUUCAACUCGAAAAGGAGGAAUAUCAAAUAAUUGGCAACAUGUUAACAAACUUCACAGAAACGUAAUCAGUUUUUUCUUGAAAAAAUCCAGCAUCUUCUUCAUUUUUAGCUUAUAAUUCAAUCAGUUCUGAUAUCAAGUCUUUAUAUAGUUCCAUCUGCUUUUGUAUUCUAUGCAGUUUUUAUUGACAACACAAAUUAUUUUAUAAUGUGCAUGGGACAAAUCACUUAUCAAUGA
Caenorhabditis angaria is the source of this 1104-nucleotide messenger RNA. Lineage: Eukaryota; Metazoa; Nematoda; Chromadorea; Rhabditida; Rhabditidae. The record is from the annotation of a GenBank genome assembly.